CUCUCCAGCCUUCCUCGAAACGCCCAAAUCCGCGCGGCUUCUCUUCGGACACAAAAGAGACAGCUAGGAAAGCAAAAGUCAAAAUAAAUAGUCAACGCGGCGGCGGCGGCCACCCUCCCGCAACGCCAAUGGACGGCCCCCGCGGCGGCCGGCGGCCGAGCUCCGCCGCGGCCGCGGCGGAGAACGCCCGACGCGCUGCCGCGGCGCGCGAGGCGAUGGCGCGGAUGGAGGAGCUGAUGCUCGCCCACGCGGGCGCCGCGGGGGAGUUCAGCAUCAUCCUCGACGCCCCGCUCCCCUCCCUCCAGCAGUACCGCCGCAACCCCACGCCGCCGGGCCCCUCGGCCUCGCCGGUCCGCCGUGGCAGCGCGGGCGGUGGACGGGACGAGGGAGUGCCAGCGCGCCUGCGGCGCGACGGGAGCGUCCCCCACGACCUUGGCGACGCGGACGCCGCGCGCCCCUCUCGCCGCGGCGCGGACGUGGGCGUUCGACGAGAGAAAGCGGCUGGUGCGCGCGUUGGGGUGCUCGGCGAGGAGGAGGUUGAGGCGCCGGUGCGGCUGGUGGGCCCGCGGGGCGUGCGGAGGCCGGACGCCCGCGGCGAAACGCCUCCCACGAGGACUGCCGUUGGGAAACCGGAGGUGGCGGAGGAGGAAGAGGUGACUCCGUUGCAGCUGCUGGCGCGCGGAGGGCGAAGCUCGAGCGCGACGAGGCCCGCGGAAGCGCCGCAGGAGGUGGAGCCCGCAGCCGCGAGGCGGUCGAGGCGGGAGAGCGGCGCGGACGACGGCGUGAAGCCAUUUGUUGCUGAGGUGGCGGCGAACGUGGAGACGCCGCUGCAGCUGCUGGCCUGCGGGGGGCGAAGCUCGAGCCCGACGUGGCGCGGGGAAGCGCCGCAGGAGGUGGAGACGGUCUCCGCAAGGCCGUCGAGCCGGCGAUCGAGGCGGGAUGCCGUCGCAGAUGCCGGCGUGAAGCCAUUUGUUGCUGAGAUGGCGUGGAACGUGGAGAACGAGGUGCAGAGCGUUGGGCGGCAGAGGAGCCGAGGGAGCGAGGAUGGCGGGGAGGAGGCGGUGGCGUUGCCCAAGCCGUUGGCGGCGGUCGUCUCCGGAGGCCGGAGCAGGAGCAAUUCACCGGCGAUAAGUCGGAAUGGUGUGGACUCAGCUGCAGCAAAUCGCCCACCAUCAACAGGAAGGUCAACCUUUGCACCACCAGUUGGCGUUAGUGUGAGGCCUCUACAAGCUGUGGAAAUGCCCAAUGGGACACCUAGGGAUAGAAGGGUGAUAUAUCCAGAUCCAACUUAUGCUCAAUCUGCACGGUCACGGGACCCACAUGACAGUUCAACAGUAACAGAAGAGCUUGAAAUGCUAAAAGAUGAGAACGUAAAUCUUUUGGAGAAGCUUGGACUAGCAGAAGAGAAGCUUAGACAAUCUGAAGCCCGGACAAGGGAGCUUGAGAAACAGGUUGCUAAUCUUGGUGAUGGAUUAUCUAUGGAAGUAAAGCUUAUGAAACGGAGGGAGGAGAUGCUUGUAAGAAAGGAGCAAGAAAUAAGAAAAGCUCUUAUAUCCAAGAAUGGCAAAAGCGAAGAACUCACCACUCUUCAACAGCAGUUACAGUCUGCAAGAGAAGAGGCAGGCGCUGCUGUACAGAAACUCAAAGAAGCUGAAUCCGAAACAAAAGGCUUACGUACAAUGGCACGCAGGAUGAUCUUAAGCAAAGAAGAAAUGGAAGAAGUUGUCAUGAAAAGGUGUUGGCUUGCUCGAUAUUGGGGCUUGGCUGUUCAAUAUGGCAUUUAUCCAGAUAUAUCCAUGUCAAAGCAUGAAUACUGGUCUUCGCUUGCACCUCUUCCGUUUGAGUAUGUAACAUCUGCUGGACAGAGAGCCAAGAAUGGAUCUGAUCAUAGUGGGAGUAAUGAUUUGGAAGAUGCAGACAAACUUGUUCAUGAUUUGACUGUCACAGCAGGGGAGGGCAACGUAGAAACCAUGCUUUCUGUUGAUAAAGGACUUCAAGAAUUAGCUUUCCUGAAGGUUGAGGAUGCUGUUCUUGUUGCUCUUGCCCAACAUCGUCGAUCUAAUGUUGCUGAGCCAGCAGAUCCAGAUAUAAAAUCAUCUGGUGAUGAAAAUUUCACUGAAGCAUUUGACCUAAGCAAGGAGGAAGAGGAAGAUGUACUGUUCAAGCAGGCUUGGCUCAUCUAUUUCUGGAGAAGGGCUAAAACCCAUAAUGUGGAAGAAGAUAUUGCUGAGGAGCGAUUGCAGAUGUGGAUUGAUCGACAUGACCAGCAACCAACUUCACAUGACGCUGUAGAUGUCGAGCAAGGCUUGCACGAGCUGAGGAAGUUGGGGAUCGAACAGCUCCUGUGGGAGCUUUCCCGCCAUGAGGUGAACAUCACCAAAGCCGAGGAGGUGAACAUCACGAAAGGCUAUCCAUCCGACAGCGAGGAUCUGACCUAGGAGCCUCAACGAACAGCGACCGUCGCUUGAAUCCAGCUUAGCUAUUCAUGCGUACCAUCAGCAACAGUCGAACACAGUAAACAUGUUUCCUGUUUUUUGUCUUUCAGUUUUGACACAAAAAGUUCAUUGAUUUUUUUUCGAUCGUGUACAUAACUUGCAUCCCUCUGUGUUACUAAAACAGCCUAAAGGGUGCUGAUUAAACCUAGUGAUGUACUUGCCGUGGGCCUAAAAACAAUGCUGGUGCAAUCAAUUGUACCCAGGAAAUCAUCACAUCUGCUGUCACUGUUUCUGAAUCA
This is a messenger RNA of Phragmites australis (common reed), 2734 nucleotides long. RefSeq names its product coiled-coil domain-containing protein SCD2-like. The transcript has 17 exons. The coding region runs from base 129 to 2438 and encodes 769 amino acids. NCBI's taxonomy places the organism in Eukaryota, Viridiplantae, Streptophyta, Magnoliopsida, Poales, Poaceae. Gene Ontology annotation, biological process: cytokinesis by cell plate formation. The record is from RefSeq and is a predicted model, not a curated record.